CGAGGAGAAGUCACGGGUGACACUAAAAUCUAGAUAGACGGAUCAAUUAUUUUCCGCUUAUAUUCAAUCACGAUCGUCUUUCAACCUAGCGCAACUACACACGUCGAUAUAACUUCCCAAACUCAAGGAUUUGUCGCGAAUUUUCGCUCAGGCAUCUUCAGCACAUUGACCGCUUGAACUUGCGCCCGCGAUUCUACGUCCUCCCACGCGAGAUCGAGAUCUGGCGCCCGACAGCUGAGACCACCGUCAACGCUUCGUCAUAAUGCCUCCUCCGCCCGGACAGAAAGGUACAGGCAAGAAGGGUCGCGAUGCUCGCCAGUCAAGAAGUCGGAACUCCACACCCAUCCUUGGGACGACCGAUUCCACGACGGCGUUCCUUGAACUGCCCAUCCAGUCCUUCCGAACAUCGGACGAUCUCAAUGAGACCUAUACCGGUACUAUUCCCAGCUCGAAAGAUAUAGAGGCGUUGUUGGAGCGACUUAAUAAGCUUAUCGAUGUCGUCGAGACGAGGGGAACUGUCUGCGACAGAGGAAUGAGAUUGCUUUCCCAGGAGAGGAAAGAUAGACUUGAGGAGAUUGAGUCAGAGAGAAGAGAUGAAGAGCGUAAAGAGAGGCUAAAGCGCGAUGCGGCGGACGAGGAAGACAGGAAAGCAAGCAAGAUCAAGAAACGCAAAGAGGCGAGAGAGGAGCGUCCUCUAACACAUGGUGCUCAUGGUUUGGCACCUCAAGAUGGCUCGAACUUGGAUCGCUCAUCGCCAAUGCGUGACAAGAAGCCUGUCCGGAAGAUGUCAAGAGAUAAUGAUUCUGCUAGUUCCUCGUUAUCACCCGUCGCACAAGCUACACCUAUGGCAACUGGUAUGGAUAUUGAUGACAAAGAGGAUAAAGAUGACGAUGAUUCGAGCUCCGAUGAGCACCAACCCCCACCUGCAGCACCAAUUCAACAUCUACAAAUCUUUGGUGAGGAUCCUUCAACCUACCCCGACCCGAUCGUAUAUGAAAUUCGGGAGGUCACAAAGGAUAUGACUGUAGACCAGAAGAAGGAAAUAUACUCAGUAGAACAUUUCCCGGAAAGUAAUCUCGAAGAUCUCAUACCCGGUUCACCUCCAGACAAGGACUUCAGUAAUGCCAAACCCACGAAUCAAGUUCAGGCCAACACUUUCAUGACAUAUCUAGAGCCUUACUUUCGCCCCUUUACAGAAGAGGAUCUGGCAUUUUUGAGAGAACGAGGAGAUCGUGGUGCUCCAUUCACUAUUCCUCGGCGCGGUAGGAAGCAUUACACAGAGAUUUGGGCAGAAGAAGAUGGAGCAUUGUCUAUAGAUGCUGCACAGCACAGUCGCGAUAAACUCCCAGCCAACCAGGCUCGUGGCAACAUCGAGAAUUUAACAGAUGAUGUUGCAGAGACGGAUCAAAUUUCAGCAGGUCCCAUUUUGUCCAGAUUGUUAGCAACACUGAGACCAGAACAUCGCGCACCACCUACAGAGGAGAAGCCAACUACUAAUGGUCUUACGAAUGGUGAAGCCAAUAUCAAUGGCGAAGCAAACAAUGAUAUAGCUGAGCUCAACGCCAUCCUAGGAGUUGACACUCCUGCCCCUGUUCCUCCAGCGACCUUCAUGACCGAGUCAAAUUCAGAAGCAUGGAAGAAGGCUACUCACCCCAAAUUGGAUCAUGCCCAGGUUGACGAGCGAAUAAAGCAAGAGCUUCGCCAUAUCGGCUUCCUACCUCCGGACACAGAGCCAGAUUAUGAUGCUCAUUAUGAUGACGAAAUUGCUGCACGCCUACGCUACCUUCAGGCACGUCUCAAGGAAGUCUCUUAUCAGAAUGGAGCCCGAAAAGCACGACUGUCGGAACUGACUAAGGAAAGGAUGGCUCAUCAAGAAUUCACCACUAUCCUGGAGGAUCUCGACGGCCAGGUCCAAACCGCAUACCUGAAACGUACACGAACUCUUGGCAAGAGCAAGAAGGCCAAGCGACCCGGAGGAGCUGGUGGUGGAAGCCACUUUGUUGCUGGUGGUACAGGAGGUAUGGCUAGACCUGGUAUCGGCGAUAUGACCAAGACUCUCAUGGAGAGGAGAAGCAAGUGGAUCAACACUAUUGGAGGUGUGCUGGACAAAGAUGCCAAUGAGGUCAGAAGAAAUAAAGAUCCCGGGUCGUCGAUCUUCAAGCCAGAACAAAUGGCAGAGCUGGUGAGGAAGGAGAAAGAGAGCUGGUAUGAGGAGGCUGAAGAGGAUUAGAGCCCUGAAAAAGGCCAUCUUGGGGUUGUGGGUUACCAUUUGCAUCACUCAUGCCGUAGGCUUUGCAAACUGGGGACAUGGCGUUGAUCGGCAUAUCAGCACUUGCACAACCUUCAAGCGUACCUAGGCUAGAAGAGAGUGCUUGACGAGUUUCCAAUGGAUGUGUUUAACUUACGCCUUUGUUUUUGUUGGUUGUGAGUUUGACUUUACCUGUUAUAGUCACCGACUUUCCGUGUGCAACAUUCUAG
This is a messenger RNA of Mollisia scopiformis, 2478 nucleotides long. RefSeq lists its product as uncharacterized. Gene Ontology annotation, molecular function: transcription coactivator activity. Gene Ontology annotation, biological process: regulation of transcription by RNA polymerase II. The transcript has 2 exons. Bases 263 to 2230 code for a protein of 655 amino acids. NCBI's taxonomy places the organism in Eukaryota, Fungi, Ascomycota, Leotiomycetes, Helotiales, Mollisiaceae. The record is from RefSeq and is a predicted model, not a curated record. Gene Ontology annotation, cellular component: SAGA complex.